Molecule: messenger RNA, 675 nt
Organism: Pseudonaja textilis
Lineage: Eukaryota; Metazoa; Chordata; Lepidosauria; Squamata; Elapidae
Source: RefSeq, a predicted model, not a curated record
CUUAAAGGGCAAUACCUAGGAUCUCCUCUAAUUUUGUGCCUACAAUAACUACGAAGUAUUAGGCUUGCUAGUGUGGAUGUUGAUUAUUGGAACUGACUAUUUUCUGUACCCUGUCUUUGGAUGGAUAAUGUUUGUGGCUAUAUUUUACUGGAUUCUUACACUCUUUUUUUUGAUCAUCUAUAUGACAAUGACCUAUACGAGGAUACCUCAAGUGCCAUGGACCACAGUUGGUCUGUAUUUUAAUGGCAGUGCCCUUCUCUUGUACUUAAUUGCUGCUAUUUCCGAAGCAUGUGCAGUCACCAAAGAACCUGACUACCACAAUUACAAUAGUUGGGCAAUAUCUUCGUUCUUUGCUUUCGUUGUUGCUUCCUGCUAUGGUGGAAAUACCUACUUUACUUUUGUAUCUUGGAGAUCACGGACCUUGCAAUAAAUAUUAUCUUCUAAUAAAAUAAUUCUGCAUGUAAAUGUUAUAUAAUUUUGAUGAAACUAGGUAAUGUGGUUUCACUCAAAAAUAAAAACAAAUAAUUCUUUUUGAAAAUUAUGGAAAGGAUAGCUCACCUGACAAAAAUUGUUCUACACACUGUUCUCUUAACUUCUUCAUUUGAAUUAAUCAUAUGUGACAAAGCUCAGUUACCACAAACAAGAAGCAGAAGGCAGAAAUGAUAUAGGAGGGAA